Messenger RNA from Bemisia tabaci, 3179 nucleotides. RefSeq lists its product as uncharacterized. NCBI's taxonomy places the organism in Eukaryota, Metazoa, Arthropoda, Insecta, Hemiptera, Aleyrodidae. The record is from RefSeq and is a predicted model, not a curated record.
GCGCCGCAACAGGAGAGGGGGGCUCCAGAACAGAAUUAAAUUACACCUGUAUAAAAGAAUCAUCUUUCGGCGCGCCUGUGUCAUUUUUCUAGUCCAGCAGAAGACUUAAUUCGACAAUGUGGAUUUCAUUGGUCGGGUUGGGGCUACUUCUAGUAGCAGCCAACUGUGUACCAGUGCCAACACCGGCAGCUGCACCUACAGGGGCACCAACAGAGGCAGUAAAACGUGAUAAGAAAUCGAUCGAAGAUUACGGUCCUAUUUCUGGUGGUUGGGAAGAAAAAACCGGAUGGGCCCCAGAGCCAGAGAUCGAGCAUCACCCUGUGCAUCAUCAUGAACCUGAACCAGAGGGUGUCUGGAAGAAGAAGUUAGUCUGGAAAGAAGAAUGGAAACAAGUCUGGCGAACGGAGAAACAACAGAUUUGGAAGACAGCUUGGAAGAAGAUCCAAGUCCCAAUCUGGAAAGAAAUUAAAAUCCCCAUCUGGAAGGAAAUCCAAGUUCCCGACUGGAAAGUAGUUCAAAAACCAAUCUGGAAAGAAAUUCAAGUGCCAAUCUGGAAGGAACACCAAGUGCCCGACUGGAAAAAGAUCUGGAAGCCAGUGUGGAAGGAGAUUCAGGUCCCUGUCUGGAAAGAGCACCAAGUCCCCGACUGGAAGCAAAUCUGGGUUCCUGAAUGGGUGAAACAAUGGGUUCCUGGAGAGAAAUCCCACGGUAAAGAUGAGCACGGGUGGGAAUACACAUCGCACGGACUUUGGAAGAAGAAGUUGAUCUGGAAGCCUGAAUGGAAGAAAAUCUGGAAGACCGAGAAGAAACUCAUCUGGGUGCCAGAGAAGAAAUUGGAAUGGAAAGAAGAAUGGAAGCAGAUCUGGAGAACAGAGAAGAAGCAAGUGUGGGUAACUGAGAAGAAACUAGAAUGGAAAGAAGAGAAAGUACAGAUCUGGAGGCCAGAGAAGAAAUUAGAAUGGAUCCAUGAUAAGAAACAGGUCUGGAAAGACGAGUGGAAAGAAAUCAAGGUUCCCGCUUGGAAGGAAAUUCAGGUUCCAGACUGGAAGAAGGUCUGGAAGCCAGUAUGGGAAAAGGUGUGGGUUCCAUUGCCCAAGCACCACGAUCACCACAUCGAAGAACACCAUGAUCACCAUGGAUGGGCGUGAUCAUCUUUUUAGACAUGUGUUUAUUUCCUACCUCUGAAAAUUCCCAAGGGGAUAUUGCACAUAUCACUUUGAAAAUCAAAACGCUUUAUUUUGUCCGAUGACUGCUGAUCCUUUGAAUUUUCCAUCGGUCUUACCGUCACUGUAAUUUUCUAGUCUUGUCAACAAGCGACUGCCUUUACCAGUGAAUCAUAUUGGCUCAUGCUACUCAUUAGAUUGCUAGGAAUUGAGUUCAUUUAUUAUCUCUUGAAAGCAAUUUCACCAACAUUUUGUCCCAGCUCGGCUGGAAAGUUGGUGAUGUAAUCUAUCGAGAUAUUUAAUCAUAACACAUACAUUCUGGUUAAAAUAAUUGAUAUCGUGUGAGGACCUGAUGGAAAAUUCAAAGUUUUUCAGUGAAAUAGUGCAGCUGUGAUGACAUGAGCUAGUAACAUGCCACUGCCACAGUUUACCCUAAUGUGCCAAACAAAUCAUCAUUCCUAAGAUGAAAUGGAAACCGCAUCAAAUAUGAUGAUGAGCCAACUUGAUUGUAUGAAGUAAAUAAUGUGGGAUUAUAGUCGACAGGGUAUCACAUCGAUCCGGAAAUUUUGUAAGGCAUGCUUAAGUACAAAUUGAUUGAGACUCCGAAUUUUCUGACUGCGUGUAUUAUAAUGUGUACCUAUACUAGUUUUAAGUCAGUCCGUUUAAAAUACAGGAAUGCUCUUGCGUGUUUUUGCCUGAUGCGUCCUUAUACUCAGUUUUAAACGAAUUAAAUCUGGAAUCCAAAGGCAGUGUUCGUAAUUAAGUAAUAGGUAAGUGAAAGAGACUUUUAUUUGGAGAGUUAGUGGAUUCAAAAUACUGAAAGGGAAAAUCACGCAAAAGCUAGUUUUACUAAAUACAUUUUUUAGAAAUCUCAGGUGCAAAAAAACUAAAAACAUGCAGCACAAAACAUGAAAGUUGUGAGAAUUUCAACAUCUGACUUAAAUUGAAAAACAUUUCCAUCCAGCUAGUAAAAAUAUAAUCUUGCAAAAUUAUUCUUUCACCUCGCUAUAGAAAUUUAAUUUAAUUCAGUAAAUAUUUUAACAAGGUGCUUUUAUAAUUCUAACGAAAGAACAAUGUAAGUAUCACUGCAAAAAAUCUGACCGAGCUACCAUUGCGACUUACGAUGAAAAUAUUCAUAAGUAUUAUUUUCCAGCCUGAAACUUCUCAACCGCGUCAUGUUUGCGAUGUUACACCUUGUAAGGUUUUCAACAAUUUAGUUGCCUUUGAAUCGAAAUGUUGAGUUAAGAAAAAGGACGAUCUCUCAUUAUAAUUUUCUUCAUUUAAAAUUUGUCUGCAUCAAAAAUAUUCAACAAUAACCUUUCAAGAACAUAUUCUGAAAUACAUGAAUCAAAAUUUAAUAUUAUUCAUCAUACAUUUGAUAGCAUCCCCUAUUGUGCAUGGAACUGCAUAUAGUUUUCUAUUCGUUUUGUAAUUUUCGUAUUGUCUCGAUUUACUUCUUUCACUAUUUUUAUUACUCUAUCUGUAUGAAAAAAAUACGUGCCAAUGAAUCUCUCGCAAGAUUGACUUUAGAUUAUAUUUAAGUUUAAGAUGAUACCAAUGUGCUCUGAAAUUACCUUUUUCAGAUUCAAAAGCCCGUAAAUUAUUCUAUAUUUCAAUUCUUUCAUACCACAAUUUGUGAGCAAUAUUUUCCUGGCUGCCAUCAAGAUACUGCCACAAUAUAACAAAUCAAUCAUAAUGUACUACAAUUUUAACCGUCCUUUUAGUUAUCCAGUACGCACGAAUUUUCUGCAUUUAAAAUUUUUUCUCCGCUCAGCAAGCUAUAUGAGUGAAGUCUGUGCUAUAUAAUAGUAAAACAUUUCAUUACUACAUCCUAAAUAGCUGCUAAAGAUUGAUAAGAUCUACAGAUUUGUGCUUGUCAAUUGAUAAGUUUUAAACCAACAGCAAAAGUUACCAUUGAAUGAAAAAAUUACGAAUGUUACAAUAAGUAUUUCCUUUUUUGUUGAAUCAUAGUUAUAAGAAUUGUAUAUAUUGUAUUAAAACAUCUUUUUUACAUGA